This is a messenger RNA of Zychaea mexicana, 853 nucleotides long. RefSeq lists its product as uncharacterized. Lineage: Eukaryota; Fungi; Mucoromycota; Mucoromycetes; Mucorales; Lichtheimiaceae. The record is from RefSeq and is a predicted model, not a curated record. The coding region runs from base 117 to 791 and encodes 224 amino acids. The transcript has 7 exons.
UCUUGGCUGUUAGCAUUUUUGCAUUGAAUUUUCGAUAAUUUGGCAUAUAAAGUAUAUAUAUUUUUUCCAGCUUUUCAUUUUCAGCCCCAAGCGAAAACACUUCCUUCUUGAACAAUAUGGUUUUAUACUUUAAAAGCAAAGUCGUAGAUCCUCCUGUCACCAUUUACAUGGGAAAGGACAAGUUUGAAAACGAGGAUCUAAUCAAGUAUGGCUUUCCAGAAGAUAUUUGGUUUCACGUUGAUAAAUUGUCGAGUGCACACGUCUACGUUCGCUUGGAGCCCGGCCAAACAUGGGAUGAUAUUCCCGAAGCCGUCAUUGAGGAUUGUGCACAACUUGUCAAAGCCAACAGUAUCGAGGGCAACAAGAGGAACAAUAUCACUGUGAUUUAUACGCCUUGGGAUAAUCUUAAAAAGACACCCGGCAUGGAAACUGGUCAAGUCACCUUUUUCAACCAUAAAAAAGUCAGACGAGUCCAUGUCGAAAAGCGCAUCAACGAGAUCGUCAAUCGACUCAACAAGACCAAAGAAGUGCGAGAAACUGAUCUUAUGCAGGAAAAGAUUCAACGGGAAAAGAUUGACCGGAAAAAGGCGAGAGAGGAUGAAUUCAUCAUGAAAGAGGAGGCGCAACGCAUGGCAGCUGAGAAACGGAAAGCUGAAAAGGAGAUCAACGAGAUGUUUGACGAAAGCCGUAUGCACAGUAACUGGCGGGAGCAUGAGGUGGAGGAUAUCAAUGAAGCUGAAGAAGACAUUUCCCCCUCAGCUGCAAUUGAGCAGUGCAUUUCUCGAAAAUGAAGCGGUUUAGCACGUCUCGAUCGUAACUAUCACACACAAAUUACCGCAGGAUGGUACUCGGC